Gryllus bimaculatus (two-spotted cricket) is the source of this 543-nucleotide messenger RNA. Lineage: Eukaryota; Metazoa; Arthropoda; Insecta; Orthoptera; Gryllidae. The record is from the annotation of a GenBank genome assembly.
AUGUUGCGAUCAAUUAUCCGAUACGAUACAGAGACCUGUUUGUGUAGCGUGUACCACUUUGGAGUCUGUGGGCAUGCGCAAAGACUCGAAAGUGUAUAUGCUAAGGUGCUUGACGCUGUGCAAAAGGUGUUUGUUGAUACCAACAUGGAUUGGCUGGCGCUGCUGUGGUACCACACCAUCGUGCGGCCCUUCUUCGCGCUGGACGGCGCCAACGUGCGCGCGGGCGUGGAGGCCGCGCAGGAGCUGAUCGCUGAGGCGCAGGCGGACUUCGGCCAGUCGGCGCUCUUCCUCUUCUUCCGCGGGCGCGUCGAGCGCCUCAGGGCGAACGUGGAGCAGGCGCUGGCGGCGUUCGAGGCGGCGGCGGCGCGCUCCCCGCAGCGCGAGGUGCAGCUGCUGUGCCUGCACGAGGCGGGCUGGUGCCGCCUCAUCCAGCUGGACUGGGCCGCCGCGCGCGCCGCCUUCCUGCAGCUGCGCCGCCGCUCGCGCUGGUCGCAGGCCUUCUACGCCUACCUGGCCGCCGGUGCGUCCGCUCUUCAACUCUAA